Molecule: messenger RNA, 5874 nt
Organism: Stegastes partitus (bicolor damselfish)
Lineage: Eukaryota; Metazoa; Chordata; Actinopteri; Pomacentridae
Gene: ccdc186
Exons: 16
Coding region: 47-3073 (1008 amino acids)
Biological process (GO): vesicle cytoskeletal trafficking
Cellular component (GO): trans-Golgi network
Molecular function (GO): small GTPase binding
Source: RefSeq, a predicted model, not a curated record
ACUACAACAUGGGUUACUGGCAUUCGAUUUGAACCAGAGAAGGACCAUGGAACAGCCUGGUCCUGCUGCAGAUAUGAUGGAAGGAUCAGAAGGCAAAUCUGCGUCAGAGGGAUCAUGCCAAGUGAAUCAGCUUCACAACAGCACGCCCAACAUAGAAGAGGAGGAACGAGUCUCUCACAACAGUGAACAUGAGGCAGGAAUCUGCAGUCAAGCAAAUGAUGAAUUACAGCUUGACAGUGAAUUAAUCAAGAGUAUAACUGAUGAUGAGAUGGACGUAAAGCAGGAAACAUGCAGUCAGGAGCAUCUAGACGAGGAGGAGGAGGCUGCUGAUGCCUCUACAGAAAGUGAGAGACCUCUACUUAGUCUUUCAAAUGAGACUGAUGGUGCUUUGGAAACCCCAGUAAACACCCUGGAUGUAGUAGAAAGCUCUCCUUCUGUUCUUGAAGGGACAACAGACGCCAUAUUGACUUUUGAUGCCACCCUUGCAAACAAUACGGAGCAGCCAUCACUCUUAGUCACUAAUUGUUCCACAGAGCCAUCACCUGUUGACGAGAGCGGUUCAGCCGAGAGCCCGUCAUCCUCUUCUGGCCUGAGCACUUCGAAAAACUCACCCACUGAAUCAACGACCACCUCCGGGAUCUUUAAUGGCCCCUCUACCCCGAGCUCUGACACUGUCAGCUCCUCCCUUGCUUCCAGCCCGCAAACCAGUGCCAACAACUCAGUCCCUUUGCACUCCUCGUCAAGUCCUUAUGACACUGAUUGCAGCCGAAAGCUUAUUUCCCAGAUUCAGCGCUCACUGUCACAGGAGUCGCUGCUGGAUGAGCUUGAGUCAGAGCUAUUGUCCUGUCAGCUGCCUGAGGGAGAAAGCGGAGGUGAGAGAAAAGGGAGCCCACCUGUCAACGGACUCCCCACAGACCAGGAGGGCUGCAUGGUGGUUUUUGAGAAAUGUGUGCAGUACAAGUACGCACAACAGGAGAAAGCGAUUCAGAGGUUGCUUGAGGAGAACAAGAGACAUCAGGAGCUGAUCCUGGGUAUCUGUUCAGAGAAAGACAACAUGAAGGUAGAGCUGAAAAAGAGGGCAGAAACAGAAAAGCAGCACAUGGCCACCAUUAAAAAGUUGGAGGGCAGGGUGGAGGAGCUGCUGAAAGAAGUGAAGGAGUCGCGGGAUAAACUCAUUCACCAGGAUCAGGCAGCUAAGGCUGCCCUGCAGCACAUGCAGAAGGAAACGACUUACCGACUAGAACAGGUGAACAAGAAGUGUGAUGAGGCACGCCAAGAGAAGGAGGCCAUGGUGAUGAAAUACGUGCGGGGGGAGAAAGAGGCGCUCGACCUGAGGCGGGACAAAGAGAGUUUGGAAAAGAGGCUGAGGGAGGCGAGCAAGGAGGUGGAUCGGCAGGCCCUCCGAGGAAACCAGCUGGCUCAGGAAAAGGGCCGGCUGCAGCAGCUGUAUGAUGCCAAGGAAGGAGAGGUUGGCAGGUUCACUCGGGAGGUGGAGAAGCUGAAGGAGGAGAUCAACUCGCAUCUUAUCAAGGUCAAAUGGGCCCAGAACAAACUGAAGAGUGAGGCAGAUGCACACAAGGAAACGAAAGACAAACUGAGGGAGACCACAUCCAAGUUGGCCCAGGCCAAAGAAGAAACCGAACAGAUCCGGAAAAACUGCCAGGACAUGAUCAGAACAUACCAGGAAUCGGAGGAGCUCAAAUCAAACGAGCUGGAUGCUAAACUGAGAGAGACCAAAGGAGAGCUGGAGAAGAACAGGCAGGAGCAAACGGACCAAUUAGAGGUGCACCGAGUGAAAGCCAAAGAAUUGGAAGACCUGAAGAGGAGCUACAAAGAAAGCAUGGACGAGCUCGAGACUCUACGCACCAAGUUAAAGUGUCUGGAGGACGAGCGGCCGCGAUGGGAGGACGAGCUGAGCAAAUACAGAGAGAUCAUCAACCGGCAGAAAGCAGAGAUCGGGCGGCAGAGAGAGAAGCUGGAGGAGGUUACUGCACUCCAGGAGCAGCAUCAACGUGACGAACAGGAGCUCACAUCUCUUCGUGAAGAAGUGGAUGGCCUGACCAAUCAGAUGGCUGACCUGCAUCGCGACGUACAAGGCAGCAGGGAGCGUGAAGCCGAGUUACUGGGCUUCACCGAGAAGCUGAGCAGCAAGAACGCCCAGCUCCAGUCAGAGAGCAACGCGCUCCAAUCUCAGCUGGAUCAGCUCACCAGCAGAUUCACGGAGCACCAGGCAAAGCUGGAGGAGACCAACAGGCAACUAGAAGACAAGUCACGACAACUGAAACAGGAAGAGGUGCUGAGGCAGCAGGAGGUGCAGGGUCUGCAGGAGGAGCGAGCAGCACUGCAGGCAGAGGUGGCCCAGCUAAAAACCAGAGUAGACGAGCUGAGGGAUGAGCUGGUGACACAGAAAAGGAAACAGGCUGCAAACAUCAAGGAUCUCACGAAACAACUCACACAAGCACGUAAGAGACUGGAGCAGGUUGAAAAUGGAGGAUGUGAUCGGGAUGCCAGCAGCAUGGGCAGUCGCUCCAGUUCCUCAGGCUCUUUGAACGCACGCCACGGUGGGAGCGGCAGCGUUGAAGAGAGGUCGCCAGAGAGCCAAUCGGGUCCUUCGGUGGUGGUUGUGGACAGCUUCCCAGAGGUCGACAAGGCUGUGCUCGUGGAGCGAAUUGUCCGUCUGCAGAAGGCCCUGGCUCGGAAGCAGGAAAAAAUCGAGUUCAUGGAAGACCAUAUCAAGCAGCUGGUGGAAGAGAUCCGAAAAAAGACCAAAAUUAUCCAGAGCUAUGUGCUAAGAGAGGAGUCAGGGGCCCUCUCGUCAGAGGCGUCAGACAUUAACAAGGCCCACCUCAGCCGGCGGGGAGGCAUCAUGGCUUCGCUGUACACCUCCCACCCGGCGGACAGCGGGCUGACCCUGGACCUGUCGCUGGAGAUCAACCGGAAGCUGCAGGCUGUGCUGGAGGACACGCUGCUGAAAAACAUCACUCUGAAGGAGAACCUGCAGACGCUGGGGGCUGAGAUCGAACGGCUCAUCAAGCAGCAGAGGGAUCCCGAGGACGGGGUGAGGAGAAAGUGACCAGCAAAGAGAGAACAAAGGACCAACUCCAUGUGUCUCCGUUUGACAUCAACUCAUGUGAAGGAGCAAAACUGAAUGUUGUAAGUGCCAGCAGGGAUCUCAGGCUCACCGUGAUCUCUGGUUGUGUCCAUGUGGAGAAGACUUGAACUGUUCCGUCCACCUCCGUUUUUUUUUUUGUUUCGCCUCUAAAACAACAAAUCUUCCUCUGGAUCACUCCUCGUCUCCCCCCACCCCCCCCAGAGCACUUUGCCAAGAGAACUCCUCGGGCGGGCCAGUGGCUUCAAGCUUCAAACUCUGAUCUGCCUUGUAAAAAAAAAAAAAAGAAUCGACUGAGGAUGCCAUCGUUAUGAAUGUAUAGCAAAUUCUACCUGGAAAAUAGUUGAAAAAUGACUAAUUCUGAGUUGCCAGUGAAUUCAUCCUAUUAAAAAAAAGACGUCUUCUGGAGGCCUCGUCGCAGCAGCAGCGCUGUCCACCGUAGCGGAAGAUGAUCAUCGCCAGCAUGCUCGCUCCACUCUGCCAAUACGCCAAAUGUACUUUUGGGAAAACACUGCUUCUUCUUCUGCUUGACUAUUUCAAGCAAAAGCGAAAAACAAACAGAUCGGCUUGUGGGGGACCUUGAGUGCCACCUGUGCUAUUUUUCAUUAUUUUUUUUGCUCUUGUCCGAGCUGCUGAAGCAAGGUGCCUCACAUCAGCACCCAUCUGUGUGACACCGGUGCCAGACUUACGCAAGCAGGCUGCGACCUUUUGGCGGCGUUGUUCUGAAGCCAGAGGCACCGCGGAAGCAUCCCGAGCUGAAUAAAUCUAUGACAUCACACGAAGGUUGAAAUGUAGAGCUGGUCUUUAGUUUGGCUGAAUGUUUUUUUUAACUUAUUUUCUAAGUUGGCGUAAUAUAGAGUUUCUAUUUUAGUAUGUGAUUGGUUAUCCUUUUUUUUAUUAUUAUUAUCAUGUAUUUCACAGAAGAAAGCUUUCUCGUAGAAGAUUUUCUGUUAAUUUAAAAUAAUGAAUACCGCAAACAUUUGAGCCUUUUCCUUCCUUUUACUCCGUUGCAGCCACUUCAUUAGACGACUUAUCUUCAUCUUCCUCAAAGUGGUUCGUUUGCAUCAUUAGCAUUAGUUUCUGCACCGUGUCCGUGUGAUUUAGUGGAGAGAAGGCUGAAAUGUUCAGGUAUUCACUCUUCUUUAUUUUAUCAUUAUUUUUUUGUAUCACUUAGUCCAUUGAAAAUGGAAAUCAAGUGUAGAAGAAUCAAAGGGAGAACAGCAGAUGUGUAGCUGUAGCUCAGGAAAGCCAGUGGAACCUACAGAGAACUAUCCAGGGACAAAGUGCAAUGUUGUUCCUUUCCUUUUUAUUUGCUCGGUCUUCGGUCUGAACGUGUUUGUGUGCCAGUGUACUGUCCGUAUGUCUGCUGUUUUUUUUUUUAAUGCCUGUGUCCGUGCAACAUGCAUCUGUGUUUGAAUCUGUAAAACUGUGGCUGCAUGUGUGCCUUUUAAACCUAUCGAGCUUCAUGUUUACACCUCGUAUACCUGCUUCAGCUGUCAGGGCUUCUAGUUUUUUUUUUAUUUACCAGAUUGACCAUAGAGUUUGUUCCAUCCAGAGGGGUAAACACAGAUUUGCAUUUAGACCUGUCAGACACACACACACACACACUCUGUCCUGCAGCAGCUCUCAGCUAUACACUCUUACUGACAGCUGUUUAGUUUAUCACACACGCUCACCAACACUCCAGGAUGAGGGACGGAGAGCAGGCAACCGGCUCCAUUUCCACAAUACCCACGUCUCCUUUCACUUGAUUUGAUCUGAUUGCAGGAGCUGUCACAAAAGAUAAGCGUCCAUCUCUCGUUUUUUUUUUUUUUUUUCCCCCUCAGUCAGGCUUUUAUGGGUCAUGAAUGGUUACAGGCCGAUCCCUUCCCCGUACACCCCGAGGCUGUGUUGAAAACGGACCGCUACGUGAAUAAAGAUGAAAGUUUCCAGGAUGGAGGUCACAGAGUCCUUAAAGCCUCCCUGUUGCUGCAGCGAACGCUCUUGUCUUUGACGUAGCUCUACUUCAGUGUCAUCCAAACUGAUUUCCUUUGGAUCAGUAAUGUAAACAGGCAGCAAACCUGUAGAUCACCUCUGGUUUCUCUUUGUCGUUGCUAACCUUUCAGCAAAGGCAGCAACUCUAUGGCAUCACAGUAAGUUUUCUUUAGCCUGUAGAUUAUUACGACAUGAUUUAAUCUGGUUUGUUCUCGUGCAUUCUCAAUGAAAAAAAAAAAUCAGGUGCUUGCUGCUAAAUACGUGUUUUUGUUUGUUUCUGGUGCAGAAGUAAAACAACCUAUGCAAUAGCCUCGCAUGGGAUUUUCUGAUUACGCCCUCAUAAUUCUCUGAGGCACGCUAAUGCCUUCCUUCUGAUUUGGUCAACCCAAGAGGGACGAAGUACUCGCAAGAUUUUUUAUUUUUUUUCCCACAGACGAAGCCAUGCCGCAGCAUUGUGUGGACGAAUGAAUCGGACCUCGUGUCUCUCUAUAUGAAUAUGAAGAAGUGGUGUUCAGUACGUGCGAGUGUCGAUCUGUAAAAAUGAAACGAGAAGUUAUUUGUCUGUUGUUUUCCUGCUGUGCAAUGAUUCCCUUUGUCCUGUUUUUUUUUUUUGUGGAAUAUUCAAACUGUGAUUAUAAUAUACAUUUGUAGAUAUGCCGCCAUUCUGUAAAGUUAUGAUGAGAUGUUUUUAAAAAAAACAAACAAAACAAAUACUGAUUCUGGAUGAUGUUUGUACAUAUGUAUGGUGUUUCCGAGGAAUAAAAUGAGAUGAGUCUUAACUUGAUCUUGAA